Molecule: messenger RNA, 2378 nt
Organism: Hydractinia symbiolongicarpus
Lineage: Eukaryota; Metazoa; Cnidaria; Hydrozoa; Anthoathecata; Hydractiniidae
Product: phospholipase A2 group XV-like
Exons: 6
Coding region: 269-1480 (403 amino acids)
Biological process (GO): lipid metabolic process
Source: RefSeq, a predicted model, not a curated record
GCUAACAAAACCUUUUGGAACAGAACCCAACAAACCAAUCUGAAUUGACCAGUGUUGUAAGUGUCAGUGUUCAAAGUAUGGUGUGGUGUUAAAGCUUUUUGACAACUGGGUAUAGGAUAUAUAAGCUUAGUCUAAACACUGUCGUGCUGCAAAUAAAAUUUACAAUUUUAACGUUAUCUUAAAAAGAGUGACUUUAAUAAUAUUUCAGUCAGCUAGCUAAUCAUCGCACUUACAACUUACUUCACUGGGCUACAAAGAAAUAACCCUCAUGGUGUUGCUAACAGCAUUUAAUAUAUUUAUUUUUGCAUCAUUAUUUGCAUAUUCUGUUUGUCUGACACCGAUUGUUAUUGUUCCUGGAAUUGGUGGAAGUCAAAUACAAGCAAAACUUGAGAAGAAUGCAACGGAACAUUACUGGUGUUAUAAAAGAUACGAAAAUUGGUUCACGCUGUGGUUAAAUAUUGAAGAAUUAAUUCCAUGGUUUUCUGAAUGUUGGGUAGAUAAUUUAAAGUUGGUGCCCAGUCCUAUUUCUGGUAAAAUGGAGAAUACACCUGGUGUGUAUACUAGGAAUCCAGGAUUUGGUGGAACAAGUGGGAUUGAGUGGUUGGAUCCAGCCAGUCAUGUUGCUGGUGUUUAUUUCUACCCUCUGAUUGACACUCUGCAUCGAUUGCUUGGUUACACACGUGGAAAAGAUCUUCGCUCCGCUCCUUACGAUUUUCGUUAUGAUCCAGAGUCUGCCGGUGACUACUUUGUUCGGUUAAAAGCACUCAUAGAAGAUACGUACCACUCGAAUGGAAACAAGAAAGUCAUGUUACUUUCUCACAGCAUGGGAACGCCAUAUUCGUUAUAUUUUUUAAACAACCAGACACAAGAUUGGAAGGACACUUACUUGAAAGCAUGGACCACAAUUUCAGGUGUUUACACUGGUGCAGUGAAAGCAAUCUUAGCUUACAUAUCUGGCGAUGGAUUUGGUAUUCCCAGCGUCCUUGAUAAACCUAAGAUUCUUCGUAAAUUUCAAAGAACGUUCAGUAGUCUUGCGUUCAUCCUUCCUGAUCGCGAGUUUUGGAAACACGAUGAGGUUUUGGUUAAAACUGCGAACAGAUCAUACACGGUGAACGAUUAUGAUAACUUGUUUGAAGACAUGGGUUACCCUCUCGCCCAAAAAAUAUUACGUGCCGUACCAAGAGCUUGGUCUGAUCAACCUCCCAACAUAAAAAUGUUUUGCUUUCACGGAAAUUCUGUGAAAACUCCGGGUGUAUUGAGCUAUCCCGACGGACAUUUUCCAGACUAUGCCCCUGAUAUUGAUUAUGUGGGCGGAGAUGGUACUGUGACAACUCGAAGCCUAAAAGCCUGUCUUAAGUGGCAAGAUAAACAAAAGCAGCCGAUAGUUCACGAAGAGUUUAGUGAUGGAGAGCACAAUGCUAUUUUGGGAGACGCAAGAUUGAUUCGUGCAGUUGUUCAAGCCUUACGAUCUGCUGAUUGAACGAAUAGUGAGAUGACGGCUGGACCUUCAUUCAACCCAGUGGUUACAAAAUAGUAUUUUCAAUAUUUGAGUUUUUUAUGUAGAGUUAUAUGAAAUAUAUAAGAUAAAAAUAUUAUACGUAAGUUGUAAAUAUAAAUAUAUACACGUUUUUUGAAUAUUUUUCUCAGUCAAGUUUUUAAAUAUUCGCGCAAGUACAACUUCCAAGUCUUUCUGAAAUCCGCAUACAUGACUCGCAAAUCUCGAGAUAACCAAACGUUUUUAUCACCAGUCCCGCGCGUUAGCCUACAACAGUUCGUCGUAGUUAAUAUUUAAAUGUACAAAAUAUAUUUAUAUACAGCAACACAAUUAUCACAAAUUUUGAUGAAACAAGAUUCAGAAUUUUACGCCUGUACUAACCUCAUUCUUGUUAAAUUUUGCAUACUUAGAGACGUGAUCGCGUGAGCGCUGGGUUGACAUCUCGUCUAAAUGUUGAACGAAAUGCACCAAUAUGUGCACAGAGCAACAAAAUGAUUUAAGUUAACGUUACUUGUAAAUUUUAUUGACAUGUUUGAAAUGUUUAAGAGACACGAUUGCAAGCCAUCUAUGACGUAUUCUAGAACUUCAAUCUUCAUCAACAUUUGUGUUAUGAUAUUUUUUGUCGUUUUGUUGUACAACAAACCUUACCACAAAUUCGUACAGUCAGCUGAACAACGAUUUUGCUUCUAAUGGAGACUAAGCUGAAAGUUGGGUCAUAUUCACCAUUAAGGUUAGAUGCGAAGGUUGGUUUUUCCACUAGUUGCGACCAAAACAGCAGUCGUAUUAAUGUUUUUACAAUGUAAAUCAAAUUUUUGUUCGUUUUCUAAUGUUAAGUGUAUUUUUUAGGUAUCUAUUUUUAAAAGCAAUAUAUCACUACAUCAUA